AUAUCCUUGCAUCACCAUCCCUGCCCGCUUGUUUGCGGCACUUGUUUCUGCUGCAAUCAGUGCCCCUUGUGAUUCUGUAACUACGCCAACAACAUACCUAGCCGACUACACUUUGUACGACGCCUGCAACCACAACAUCACGUAUUCCUUUCCGAAUCCUCGCGCUAGACUAGACAUUGUCGGUUCUUUGUGUCGCUUCCCACUUCUGUGGAUUAGUUUCUCUUCCGUCUCCGGUAAGCCUGGCAUCUGAAAUGCAAAACGCCAGCCGCGCACUGUCCCCGCCAACGUCAACACCUAAACAAUUACCGUCAACAUGCGCCGCGCAUCCGUAGAUCUGGCCGACCCGGCUCGCAACAUAGAAGAGUCCGUGGGCACUCCCGAUCCCACUGCCCCAGACUCCGAUCUCGAUCUAGACAUGACUCUAGCCACCGAAGAAGACGACGAACAGCAGCGGAUUCACACUCCACCUCCCCACAUCGCUGCGCGCUUCUAUCGCCCAACACAGACUCGGCGAAAGGACUCUGCUGCUUCUUCGCGUAGAAACUCCAUAGCCUCUGCCCAGUCCCGUUCUUCUCACGGUUUCGCCCACCAUGGCGGUCCCCAAAGCAGAUUCAUCGCCCAACAGAUGCGACGUGCUUCUAUUCUCGAGGACCGUAAAGCCCGCCUUGCCGACCGAGCCGCUCAUGCCGAAAAGGUGCGCCUGAGGGCUGCUGUAGCGAAAGCAGCGCAGCAGAAGAGUUCGAACUCGGAAGCGCGCGCGUUGGCCGCCGCCCAAGCACGAGAAAAGAACCUAGCCGAGAUUGUCGCGGCUUGUGCUGAAGAAGUCAAGCGUGCCAAGGCAAUAGCAGAAAGCAUGAAAGAGAAAAGGGAGCAGGAUAUACGAAAAUUGAAGUUGCAGAUGGAAGAGCGUCUCGCCGAGGCUGAGAGGAGAAGGGAAGAGCUGCGAAUUCGCCAAGCCACAAGACGCUCACGGGCUCACAGCACCAUGACUAGAAAGUCGGCUGGCGACUCCACUGCAUCGGAAGGUGACGAACAAGAGUCGUCAAGUGUAAAUGAGGAGACUACAAUGAGUGAGGAUGUUGCAGCAUCCAAGUUACAAUGGUGGUGGAGGGGUUUGUUGAGGAGGAAAUCAGUCCAGCAAUUCUCAGAUAUCGGGCUGAAUAUUGAUGGCGUUCGGGAGACAUCUUUUGAUAAGGUGGUGGAACUACUUGGCCAGGAACAAGUGCUCCUAGUGACGGCACGCGUACUUCGGAUUUGUGGGUUAAGCGAGGGUGAUAUUGGAUCUGUCACUGAGAUGGCUGCCGUUCGAUCCUUUUUGGGUGCUUUUCUCAUACUUGGCCAUCCGACCCAAGUCCUCAGCAACAAGGACCAUAAGGGAGAACAGGAGCAGGCUGGAUCCUCUCAAGGGCAACCCAUCCCUCGGGAUGAUCUAGCUAAUCCGCAAUUACAGGAUCUGGUUGCGAAGGCGCGAGAUUUGCUGAUCUCCUUUGAGAACAUCUUGUCACGAUUAACUUCGCUGAAUAAUUACACCCCGCCACCAGCUUUGCAAGGCGCCUUGCCGGAAGUCUACGCCACCUUUCAUAAUGCAUUCAUCGCCUGGAAAGCACGAGACUCGGACGCUCUGGUCGACGUGAUGAUCUUGCAGUUUGUAGAACUCGAUGCUAUCCUUCAGACUGUCAAAGACCGUACAGAGGGCGCCAGCACCGAAUCUUAUCUGCAGAGUAUCAGGGAUAAUCAGCUGAUGCUCAUGGUUCGAAUCAAAAGGCUCGCAGGUGCUCAGGAAGGAAAGAAGAGGAUUUUCGAGGCAGUGAAACAAGCAAGAAAAGCUAGAGCAGCAAAGAAACCCACAGGAGACACCAAACCUCGAGUCGCUGAACACUCUCUCAGCACCGAGGGCUCUUCGAUGGUAGAUCACGCUACAGCAGACCAUGUGAUUUCAUCCCAGCUGCAAACACUCACUCCUCCGCCGACGCCUAACAAGCACCAGUCGAAGCAACCAGUAACACAUUCGGCUUAUCCCCCUAUUUUACCGGACAAUAGGGUUAUUGUUCACGAGUUAGCAAUCAACCGGGAAUACCGCAUUGAAUUCGAGCACUUUCAAGAACAGCAUAAAUCCCGCAUGGAACCACUCUUCAAGGAUCUCCGCUUAGGGCCGAGGAAUGAAGAGAAAGAAUUCCAUUAUCUCGUUGUCAUGGCCAACUAUAUAAAAGAUCGUUUACAGCAUCUUGUCAAGCCCAAUUCACCUAUGCACACUUUUAUCGGUGAAAUACUUGAUACAGAGGUAGCUGGACGCCAAUUCCAGGCUGGUAGCUUUUCAUAUGAAAAGUUCUUCUCUUCUAUGGGCUCUCUGCUUCCUAAGCUUUGUGCCCCAGUGCGGGAUGACGAAGUUAAAGACCUAGUGGACAACAAGCUUAGCCAAGGCCCUAUAGUCGAUCGCUUCGAGGCCCUCAUCUCUUUUAUUGAUGUGAUGCUUUAUGACUACGCCAACUAUAUGCUCCAAGUAGCAGCGCCUAACCUCGUUGAACACGCUUCUCCGUACGAAGCAAAGAAGUUUGCCGAGGAUCUCGACAGCGGCGUGAUCACGCUGACUCGCGCAGAGGCUGCGUGGCGGGACGCCCGAAACAAAGUCCAUGCGGAGGCAGCCCGGCGUGACCCAGAGGGAAUCAAUCACCCGAAGCUCCGACCAACGCCUGAUAAGAUCUACUGGCAAAUGCUUGUGGACCAAUUCACGCAGCCUUCGCCUUUGGUUGAUACUAUACCUGAACCUCUUGCUCUCGACGAGAAGCGUCGGGUACGUCUCGGCCGCCAAACGCUUCGCAUCAUCACAGCAGGUGCCAUUCUCCUGCAAUGUAAAAAUAUGCUGAAACGCGACGUUCGAGCCCCUUGGAAGACAGAGGCCGGUCGGGUUUUCACCCUUCUCGAGUCAAUAGACGACGAUGCCAAGGCUCUAAACCAGUCGACAGCUGUCCACGGCAUAAUGGCGGCCCUUGAAGCGGGACGGUCCAUGCCUGCAGCAACUAAGAAGCAUCUGCAAGCUCUCGUAACGAGGGUUCUCGAGGCCUACACGGAUGCCAAGUGUAACAACACGGAGCCUAGGGAGCCCGUGAUGAGACUCUUGCUCACGCGCAUUAGAGGACAUGUGUUGACGCGACUACAAGCGGGCUCUACGAGCGAAAAGAUCAAGGCCACGAGUACGGCCGGAGAGAAGUUGGCGAGCUUAGGGUUGCCCGAGUUCGUCGAGAGGGUACGAGAGAUGAUUGAGGAGCUCAGUCGUGUUGGGAGCGUUGAUCGAGAUACGCAUGGAGUUUGGUGGGAAGGCGUUUCUACCAAGGUGGAUCAGGAUGAGUCGGCAGCCAGCAAAGCAGCGACAUCUUGAUGAUUGAUAUUACGUUAGCAUUCCGGGGUUAGCAGAACGGCUCACAUUCACAUGUGCAUCAUUUUUUUUCGGGGGAUAAUUUGGUAUUGGUCUGUAUUCAUCUCACAUCUGGUUCUGGUUGGGAUUGAGGGAUUGGCGUUCAACGGAUGGGCAUGAUAUACAUACUACUACUAUAUGCAUGGUUGAUGACGAUGAAGGGUUUCGGAUCUAUCCAGAUUGGAAUUUCGUUUUAAAGCAUGGGACUGAGAAAGAGGACCAUUUAUCUGCAUUAUUACUUGAGUAUCCCAUAGGUAGCUUGUAUCGCAUACUAGGUAACAUACAGAAGAAGUAACAACUAGCGAUGCUUGAAGAUAUUAUGCUUCAGGCUAAUGACGAAGCGUACUGGAUUGAGCUCAACACAGUCUUUGAAGUGCGGCGAGGUUUUUAAACUUUGAUCAUUGGCAGUCUAAGA
Messenger RNA from Xylaria bambusicola, 3827 nucleotides. RefSeq names its product T-complex protein 11-domain-containing protein. The transcript has 3 exons. Bases 314 to 3376 code for a protein of 1020 amino acids. The record is from RefSeq and is a predicted model, not a curated record. Lineage: Eukaryota; Fungi; Ascomycota; Sordariomycetes; Xylariales; Xylariaceae.